GCUACCAGGAAUUAAAGACGAAGCCAGGGUGUCGCUGGAACUUAUCAAUCGAUCAAUCGUUUGCCCGCAUACUUGCUGUUUAGGAAAUUAUGGUGCGGAGUCUGGUGCUUAGUAGCCAGCUGCCACUUUCGACCUGUUUCGUGGAUCGUGUAAGGGCACGAAAGACUGGCCCGGAGUAUGGUAAUGCAGGUGAGUAUUUAUAUGAUUUUGCGCCCUUUCGUACUCGCCCGCUCCGUUUCCAGGUGCCGCCGUGCGACGUGUUUCAGCCGUCGCUUGGCGCUUUCCCCAAGGGCCAUCAGAAAAACUCCAAUCGACUUGUGGCUCGAGAACCUCCUAUUUGACUUGUUUGCGCUGGUAUUGGCUUGUACAAGCGAGUAAGCGCACGAUAAGAAGCUUCCGA
Messenger RNA from Laetiporus sulphureus 93-53, 400 nucleotides. RefSeq lists its product as uncharacterized. The coding region runs from base 90 to 341 and encodes 83 amino acids. The transcript has a single exon. NCBI's taxonomy places the organism in Eukaryota, Fungi, Basidiomycota, Agaricomycetes, Polyporales, Laetiporaceae. The record is from RefSeq and is a predicted model, not a curated record.